This is a messenger RNA of Quercus lobata, 1428 nucleotides long. Its product is annotated as UDP-glycosyltransferase 43-like. Lineage: Eukaryota; Viridiplantae; Streptophyta; Magnoliopsida; Fagales; Fagaceae. Gene Ontology annotation, molecular function: UDP-glucosyltransferase activity. Bases 1 to 1428 code for a protein of 475 amino acids. The record is from RefSeq and is a predicted model, not a curated record. The transcript has a single exon.
AUGACCAUGAGCAGCAAAUUCGAGUUGGUGUUCAUCACAUACCCUGGAAUGGGACACAUCGUUGCAAUGGUUGAGUUUGCACAUCACCUUAUAAAUCAUGACCCUCGAUUCUCCAUCACUAUACUCAUCAUCACCAUGCCUGAGAGAAUGCUAGUCAACACCUACAUCCAAUCACGUGCAGCCACAUCAGCCUCCACCAAUAUCCGAUUUGUCCAUCUCCCUACUUUGGAAACGCCCACACCCGAUCACGGCUCCCAAACUGAUCCCCUGUGCCUUAUAUCCUCAUUUAUUGAAAAACACAAACCCCAUGUUAAGCAAGCAAUCACAAACCUCAUGGCAACUGAGUUGGACCGACGAUUCGUUGGGUUAUUCAUAGACAUGUUUUGCACUUCCAUGGUUGAUGUAGCCAACGAGCUUGACAUCCCUUGCUACCUUCAUUUUCCGUCUCCAACUACCUUUCUUGGUUUCAUGCUUCAUCUUCCAAUCCUAGACACCCAACUCACCACUGAGUUGGCUGAGUUGGACACUGAGUUGGUCAUUCCAAGUUUUGUUAACCCUGUUCCUCCAAGUGUUUUGCCUUCUAUAGCGUUAAAAAAAGAUGGGUACUCUUGCUUUUUGUACCAUGCACGUAGGUACCUUGAAACAAAGGGUGUUAUUAUUAAUACAUUUAGUGAGCUUGAGCCUUAUGCGCUUAACUCACUCUCAACGAGUCAAGUGCCACCUAUUUAUCCCAUUGGGCCUAUUCUUGACCCCGUUGGACCGGCCCGAUGGCACCCAGACCAGGCCCAUCAUGAAAGAAUCAUGAAAUGGCUUGAUGAUCAACCUCCAUCAACUGUGGUAUUCUUGUGCUUUGGUAGCAUUGGGAGUCUUAGUGGGUCCCAAGUGAGAGAGAUUGCAUUUGGGCUUGAACAGGCGGGGGUUCGGUUUUUGUGGGCUUUACGUGAGCCACCUAAGAACCCAUUAGCCCUCUCAGAUAACUUCACAAAUCUCGAGGAAGUUUUACCAAAUGGAUUCCUGGAACGAACCACUGGAAUUGGAUUGGUGUGUGGGUUUGUCUCGCAGGUGUCAAUUCUAGGUCAUAAAGCAAUCGGAGGAUUCAUAUCACACUGUGGCUGGAACUCAAUUUUGGAAAGCUUGUGGCAUGGUGUACCAAUUGCCACUUGGCCAAUUCAUGCUGAGCAACAACUGAAUGCCUUUGAGUUGGUGAAGGAGCUGGGAUUAGCAAUUGAGAUUAGGUUAGAUUAUAGGGAGGGUAGUGAUUUGGUGUUGGCAAAUGAGGUAGAGAGAACAAUAAAGAGUAUAAUGGACUGUCACAAUGAGGUGAGGACAAAAGUAAAGGAAAUUAGUAUGAAAAGUAGGAUGUCUAUGAUGGAAAAUGGAUCAUCAUAUGCGUCAACGAGAGCCCUAAUUCAGGAAUUAGUGCGGUGA